Messenger RNA from Anguilla rostrata (American eel), 1703 nucleotides. RefSeq names its product G protein-activated inward rectifier potassium channel 4-like. The transcript has 2 exons. Lineage: Eukaryota; Metazoa; Chordata; Actinopteri; Anguilliformes; Anguillidae. Bases 138 to 986 code for a protein of 282 amino acids. The record is from RefSeq and is a predicted model, not a curated record. Gene Ontology annotation, cellular component: plasma membrane. Gene Ontology annotation, molecular function: inward rectifier potassium channel activity. Gene Ontology annotation, biological process: potassium ion import across plasma membrane; regulation of monoatomic ion transmembrane transport.
AGCGGCAGCGCUACGUCACCAAGGACGGCAAGUGCCGGGUCAACCUGGGCCACAUCCAGGACAAGAGCCGCUUCCUCUCCGACAUCUUCACCACCCUGGUGGACCUCAAGUACCGGUGGUUCCUGUUCGUUUUCACCAUGUGCUACAUCGUGACGUGGGUGGCCUUCGCCGAGAUCUACUUCCUGGACGCCUGGCUGCGGGACGACGUGGCCCACGUCCACGAUCCGGAGUGGCGGCCCUGCUUCGAGAACGUGGACGGCUUCCUGGCCGCCCUCCUCCUCUCCGUGGAGAGCCAGAGGACCAUCGGCUACGGUUCCCGGAUGGUGACGGCCAACUGCAUGGAGGGGGUGGUCCUGAUCAUGGCGCAGUCCAUCGUCGGCUCCAUCAUCGACGCGCUCAUGGUCGGCUGCAUGUUUGUGAAGAUCUCCCGGCCCCAGAAGAGGGCGCAGACCCUAAUUUUCAGCAAGCACUGCGUGAUCUCAGAGCGGGACGAGCAGCUGUGCCUGCUCUUCCGUAUCGGAGACCUGCGGGAGAGCCACAUGGUGGACGCCAAGAUCCGGGCCAAGCUCAUAAAGUCCAGGCAGACCAAGGAAGGGGAGUUCAUCCCGCUGGAGCAGUCGGAGAUAAACUUGGGGUACGACACGGGUGGAGAUAGGCUCUUCCUGGUGGAGCCCCAGACCAUCACCCACAUCAUCAAUGAGAGCAGCCCCUUCUGGGAUAUCGGGGCGAUGGCCCUGAAGAGGGAGAGGUUCGAGAUCAUCGUCAUCCUGGAGGGAAUAGUUGAGGCAUCAGGAAUGACAUGCCAGGCCAGGACCUCGUACACGGAGGACGAGAUCCUGUGGGGACACCGCUUCGAGUCCUGCAUGUCCCUGGAAAAGGGAGCUUUUCGGGUGGACUACAGUGCGUUUGACAAGACCUUUGAAGUCCAGACCUCGGCCCUCAGUGCGAAAGAAAAGAGUGAAGGAAAGGUUCAAGAGCUUUUUUAGCUGGCACCUGUACCUAUUGGAUGUAACCCUUUCCUCCUGCCACCUGGUGCCAGUGAUGUGAGAGAGCACCAAAUUGUUGAGAGCAAUGACAUUAAGUGAUUUUAGAGACUAUAUUCAUUUCUAGGCUUGCUAGGUCUGCUUUCAAAAAUGGAUUAAUUGAUUGUGUUAACUGUGGCGGACAAUUGUACAGGGCUACACACAAUUUUGCUGUAGCAAUGCCCAGAGAUCAUUUUUAUCAUUUUUACAGGAUUCCCCUGUGGCAUUGUCUGCCUGUGUGAACUUAUCCAGUUAUCCAGUCACAGAGGGUUGGGUUUAGGCAGGCAUGGAGUCACAUCUGGAUAUCUGGGAGAAAACAAGGAGGGAAGUUAAAGAAAUUCAUUAAUUUCCCGGAAAUACAUUUUGAAGUGUAGAUAUUCAGGAGCUUCUCUCAUGUACACCUCACCCAUUUUUUUUAUUCUGCAUCCAGCCAGCAGUCAAAAGGAACUGUGUGAUUAGAGAGGAUCGGUGUUAAUUCCAUGACCUUGCCACCUGCUGUGAUGACAACCAAAACAGUUUUGCUUUAGCUCCCCCUGCUGGAAGAAUUUUGAGGAUUUCUACAUGGAUUGUGGGAGACUUAUUACAGAAACAUUCAGUUAUCUAUGUUGGUGAAGUCAGUUCAAUGUUUAAAAAGAGUGUAAUAAAGUGUAUGUAUUCAAAAUUAAAUAAAUAAAACAGUUA